This is a messenger RNA of Glycine soja, 1896 nucleotides long. Its product is annotated as ras GTPase-activating protein-binding protein 2-like. NCBI's taxonomy places the organism in Eukaryota, Viridiplantae, Streptophyta, Magnoliopsida, Fabales, Fabaceae. The transcript has 9 exons. Gene Ontology annotation, molecular function: mRNA binding. Gene Ontology annotation, cellular component: ribonucleoprotein complex; cytosol. The coding region runs from base 197 to 1594 and encodes 465 amino acids. The record is from RefSeq and is a predicted model, not a curated record.
AAACCAAACCAAACCAAGCUUUAAUAAUUCCCACGAGCCAGAAAACAUGGUAAAAAAAGUUGGGGACUAUAUAUAGUCAAUAUUUUCGCAUCGGCACUCGACAGAGAUCUCACUCAACUCAAUCGCCUCCACUCUCUCCCGCAAACUAUUCUUCUUCUCUUCUCUCCCUCUGAGCCUUUCAUCGCUCCUCGGAGAGAUGGCUGCGUCCGAAGAAUCAUCAACCACUCAGAUGGUUGGCAAUGCUUUUGUGCAGCAGUAUUACUCCAUAUUGCAUCAAGAGCCAGACCAAGUCCACAGAUUUUACCAGGAGUCUAGCAUCCUAAGUCGACCUGAAGAAGAUGGUACCAUGACAAUGGUGACUACUACUCUGGAAAUUAAUAAAAAGAUACUCUCUCUGGAUUACACAAGCUUUAGGGUGGAAAUUCUGAGUGCUGAUGCGCAGCCUUCAUUCAAGGAUGGAGUAAUUGUUGUUGUGACUGGCUGCCUAACUGGAAGUGACAAUCUGAAAAGGAAGUUUACUCAGUCCUUUUUCCUAGCUCCUCAGGACAAAGGCUACUUUGUUUUGAAUGAUGUUUUCAGAUAUGUUGAUGAGUAUAAGUCAGUUGAUAUUGAAUCUGUGCCAGCAAAUGAUGCUGCUACCGCUGAUGAAAGUGCUCCAACAGAUGCUUUUGUCCCAGAGCCUGAGGUCAUUCAUGUUGCUGAAGAUGUUCCUCCUAGUCAAACUGCUGUUGUUGAUGCUGACAUUAGUGUCAGCAAAGAAGUGAGUCAACCACUGGAGAAUGGAAAUGUAUCAGUUACUGAAAAGGUGGUUCCUGUUAAUCAUGUUAAAGAAUCUAGUCAUCAGGAGCAUAGUCAUUAUCAUGCUGAGAAAGCUGCUUCUAAUAAUGCACUGGAAGAUACUCCAAAGAAGUCUUUUGCAUCCAUUGUGAAUGCACUGAAAGAAAAUGCUGCUCCCUUCCAUGUGAGGGUUUCCCCCGUGAAACUUGUUGAACAACCACGUGUUUCUAGCAUACCUGCACCAGAAGCACCAGCUCCUAGCAUUGAAAGUCCACCAGAAAAGAAUAAUGAGAAUGGAGGCAAGGCUUAUGCAAUAUUUGUUGCAAAUUUGCCCAUGAAUGCAACAGUGGAACAGCUGGAACGUGCUUUCAAGAAAUUUGGGCCCAUUAAACAGGAUGGUAUUCAAGUUAGAAGUAAUAAGCAACAGCAAUCUUGUUUUGGUUUUGUGGAAUUUGAAUCGGCUACUUCAAUGCAAAGUGCACUUGAGGCCUCUCCUCCCGUUACCUUGGAUGGCCGUAGACUUUCAAUUGAAGAAAGGCGAGCUAAUAAUGAUAGGGGGAGGUAUUCAUCGGGAAGGGGCGGUUACAGGAAUGAUAGAAAUGAUAACUUCAGGGGCCGUGGCAACUUCAGUGGCGGCCGUGGUGGUGGUGGCUAUGGAAACAGGAAUGAUAGUUUUGAGAAGCGAAGUGAGUUCUCUGGCCGGCCUCGCGGAGGCAAUAAUAACGGUGGGGGCCGUAGCAAUGGAGAAGCUGUGCCAAGGAGUUAUCAGAAUGGAGGAGGAGCAAAAGUGACUCGUCAAUCAGUGAAAGUUCAGUAAAGUGAUUCAUUUUGUUGGGAAUUGAGUGACAACGGCAUUUUCUUAUAGAUAGCGGCAUCUAGAGGGAAUUGGUUUGCAACUGCAUUAGAGUCUUUUUAUUUUAUUUUAUGUUUUCUUAUUUAUUCCUUUAUUAUAGUGUCGUGAUCCUUUUGCUUCAGAGAUUUUUGGUUAAAUUACAUCAUUCCCCAUACCUACUUCCCCCCACUACUUUCUUUUCUUGUUUUUGCCAAUUUUGUAUCUAUUAUUCCGGAAUAAUUGUUUUGGAAUUGGCCACAAUUAUGCCAUUUUCUUUGGAACUCCUA